CUGUGUUUGCAUUUCCUUGUUUGCAGCCGACGUUCACCAUAAGCUUGGUCAGAAACAAACCAACCAGGUGGAAUUUGAAGCAGCACAUUUUUCAGAUGAGCUAGCAGUGGCGACCGCGCUGGAACCCGGGGCGAUGCAUCGUGGAACAGUCGGCAAGUGCGACCCUCUGGCAACUUUGAAAGAAGAUCAGAUACAACUGCUGGAAGAUAAUUUUGCCCGAAGGAGGCAGCCUGACGCCUCGUCACUGAUGUUGAUCUCGGCCGAGUGCGGGCUGACGGAGGAGGCGACAGCGCUAUGGUUCAAGCAGCGUAAUGCGAAGUGGAGGCAAUCAGAAGGAUUUCCACCAGAGAGUACCUCUGUCAAAGACUAAACAGAAAAACCCAGCCAGAAGCAUCAAAAUGGAACAGUUCUACAAUGCAACUAAUUUCACCGCCCCUUUGGCCACCACUGCUCAACGCUUGUGUCUCCCAGACUAGGGUGUGAACAGAAUGCUGUCUCAUUAAGUUUGGUUUAUUUAAAAGUGUGUUUUGAAUCAUCUGAGUCUCAUUCUGGUAUAAGUAAUCAUUUGGAAUUAUAUGCUAAUUACUGUUUUGCAAUGUUAUUGCUUGGAUCAAGGAGAUGAUGGGGUUUAAGUGCAAUUAAAUCAUUUAUCUGGGAGACCUGUCUCCCAUUAUGUAAUAUAUAAUUAAAAACAAAGUGUUGUAAACCUUUCAUUCUUGCCUAAAUAAAAACAUCUGCUAUUUUCAAUUCCUAA
Amblyraja radiata (thorny skate) is the source of this 754-nucleotide messenger RNA. Its product is annotated as homeodomain-only protein. The transcript is spliced from 3 exons. Gene Ontology annotation, biological process: regulation of transcription by RNA polymerase II; cell differentiation. Gene Ontology annotation, molecular function: DNA binding. The record is from RefSeq and is a predicted model, not a curated record. Bases 134 to 370 code for a protein of 78 amino acids. Gene Ontology annotation, cellular component: nucleus. NCBI's taxonomy places the organism in Eukaryota, Metazoa, Chordata, Chondrichthyes, Rajiformes, Rajidae.